Molecule: messenger RNA, 2970 nt
Organism: Vombatus ursinus (common wombat)
Lineage: Eukaryota; Metazoa; Chordata; Mammalia; Diprotodontia; Vombatidae
Gene: BTG2
Product: BTG anti-proliferation factor 2
Exons: 2
Coding region: 177-665 (162 amino acids)
Biological process (GO): negative regulation of cell population proliferation; negative regulation of mitotic cell cycle
Cellular component (GO): nucleus; cytoplasm
Source: RefSeq, a predicted model, not a curated record
ACUGGUUACAAGUCCGGGCAGAGCAGGAGCAGCGGUGGUGUUGACCGUUUGUAAGUCAACUCAGCUGGAGUCCGCAGAGUAGUGGCUGGUCCAGCCUGGCGAACUCUCCCCAUCCCGCUGCCGCCAGGACCAGCUUCACAACCCCCACCGCCACUCUCUAAGACAGUGCGCCCCAGAUGAGCCAGACCCGCUGGACCGGGAAGAGAGCCGACAUGCUCCCGGAGAUCGCCGCCGCCGUGGGUUUCCUCUCGAGCCUGUUGAGGACCCGGGGCUGUGUAAGCGAACAGAGGCUGCAAGUUUUCAGCGGGGCCCUUCAAGAGGCACUCACAGAGCACUACAAACACCACUGGUUCCCAGAAAAACCAUCCAAAGGUUCAGGCUACCGCUGCAUCCGAAUCAACCACAAGAUGGACCCCAUCAUCAGCAAGGUAGCCAGGCAGAUUGGACUCAGCCUGCCCCAGCUAUACCGCCUGCUGCCCAGCGAGUUGACCCUUUGGGUGGACCCCUAUGAAGUGUCCUACCGAAUUGGGGAAGAUGGAUCAAUUUGUGUCCUCUAUGAGGAAGGGCCCACUCCGUCCUCUUAUGGACUCCUCACAUGCAAGAACCAAAUUAUGUUGGGCCGGAGCAGCCCCUCAAAGAACUAUGUGAUGGCCGUCUCCAGUUAAGACCCCUACUGCUGCCCCCCCCAGUCCCCAGCAAUCUACUGUAUUCAUUCAGCCCUGACAACAGGCUACUGCAUACCUCAAUUUGGGGAAUCCUAUUUUUAAAUGAAGAGUUAUUUAUAUAUAUUUUUUUUAAAAAAGAGGGGGAAAAAACCAAAAUUUUUUUUUUUAAAGAAAAAAAUAUCCUUACUUAGUGAGAGCUGCUUGGAAGUGGCCUCCUAUGGUGCCUUUGGAAAGAAAUUUUGUGAGUCUGCGUGUCUUGAAGCCAGUAUCUGCCAAUGGGAGAGGUAGCAGUUUAGGUGUAUGGACUUGGCAGAAUGGAGAUGAUGGUAGGGUUGGGGAAGGUAUAGGGUAGAAGUCUGGUCAGCACCCCAGGGAAAAUGAGAAAAUCUAUGAUUAGCAACUGUGAAUGAGAAAGAUCUGGGUCUACCCUGGGUGGGAGAAGGGUACAGGAGAAUUUCAAUUUAUAGCCUCCUAUACCCACAGCCAGGGUUCCAAGAACCUGAUCCUCUUUUGCUAAGAGGCAUUCAAGCCUAAACUUUUGAAAUACUAUGUUGCCUGUCUUUCCUUUCUUUUUUUUUCCCUUUUCUUCUCUUUUUCUCCCCCCUCUGAUGAGAUCAUGGGCAGGAAACAAAAGGGCAGCUUCCUUAUUCCUCCUGCCUGGAUCAACUUUUCUUGAAAUUAAGAAAUUGUCUUGAUAAUAUCCUCAGGGUCUGGAAGGUUAUGACAUCUCAGCUGUGAUUUCUAAGGAUUUGGGGUUUUUAUUUUUAUUUAGAUUUUUUUGGUGAUGGAGGGUCUGGCAUAGAAUAGAAGGGUAAGGAAACCUGCACAAAAUCUCCAUGUUGCUUUAUGCUGCUCUGUGUAUGUGUAUGUGUAUGUGUGUAUACUGAAUUCUCAAGGGGGUGAUUUGUAAUGGAAGGCUGGGGCCCAAACAGCUCUCAAUGGGGAAUGCUCUUUGGAUUGGCAGUCUUGUCUGCUGCCCUGCUUAGGGAACCACUAGAAAGUCCUGAUGAUGCUGCCAUUAUCCCUUGAAGAGGUGAACUCAAAAGCUACAAGGAACUUCAGGACUUUUAUGAUGAGUCUUCUUUUGAAAGCACAAAUCUCCCCUUUCUCUCCCCUUCCUUGUUCUUGGGCUGUCAUUAGAGCGCAUCCCCCCCCCCUUUUUAGGACAAAAGUUCUCAAGCCUUGUGCAAUAUGGCCUCCUGCAACCCAGAGUGGCCUGGUGGGGGAAUGAUUUUCCAGCCCUCUUGCUGUCAUCCAUGAAGAAUCACGUUCCCCGAGGCCCUCUGAGCUCCGGCUGGCUAGUUUGUUUUAAGGGCACCUCUUGCCUAAGCCCCAGUUUCUACAGGCCUUGGCAUUGUUCUUGAGCUGCCUCUAAAAACAAACCUUUGGGCAUUUACUUCUCCUUGGCACUGAGUGCCUGGUGGUGGAAGAGGAGUGUCUUUCUCUAAAUGUGACUCCAAUCCGUUAGUAGAAUUGUGCAAUAUUUACUGUUCUUGGUUGGGGAGAAAUAGAAAACUGCUGCACUAGAAAAGAAAAUCCCUUCCCCCUCCUUCCCACUCUACUCAUGGGAGUAAGGGGGAGGGUUGAGAAGGCUUCAGGUAUCCCUGAUCAGAACACCCAGGGAUGGACACAGCUGGAGCAUCUGGUCAGCUUGGUUAAGCUCCUGUUGCUAGGGCUUAGUAAAGAAUCCCUCCCCCUCCCUCCCAAUCCCCUUCUGUGAAAGUCUCUCCCCAGCUUUCUUUUUCCCUUUGGAUUUCCCAAGCUGCUGUAUUCCCUGAUUCAUAAGGUGCUAAUAACCAAACACUCUCUACUCUUUCAUUCUAGUCCUGCCCCCUUUGUGACUGCACCAAAUUUUGUGCCAGCUCCUAGACCCUGGUUCGAGUAUUAAGUUUAAUUGAAGGUUAAUUCUUCAUCCACAGAGCAGGGAAUUGAUUCCUUGACCUGUGGGAUGGGUAAAAACAACAAACAGCUGUGAAUCACUGUGGAAUAUGUCCUUACCUCUGACUGCACACAGGACCCUGCCAUUUGUGGUCUCUCAAAUAUUUUCUCUCUUUUCUUCCUUAAUAUGUACUUUUAAAAGACAAGAUCUCAGAGCUGGACUGUUGAGCAGGACUGGCUCUCAUAUUAAGUAAAACAUGGUAGUGAAUUUGUAAGCUAUUCUGACAGAGGGGACAAAGGUUACUAAUUGUAUAUUGUAUGGUGUUUUUAUAUGAAAGAAUGUACAGCUCUAUUGGUAAAUGUAUACUUUUUUUGUUACUUUAAUAAAAAUGUAGCUGUUCUAGCCGUGUGGUGUAGACAAACUUAA